AUGCCUCAGCGCACCCAAGGCGAAGACUUUACUCAAGAUAUUCAGAAUAUAGAUAGCAGCUCCACUGCUGACUCGACAGAUUCAGACAGUGACCAGUCCAACGACGAUUCCAAUUUAUUGCGUGUUCGUACUGCAAUUGCAGCACCUCCUCUCAAUGCAUCAGCCGAAGAUCUUCGCAAGGCAAGUCUUUAUGUUGCACUCGAACUUGCACAAAGGCUACUUCUAGAUAUGCGAGGAAAGUACCGGGAGGCUCUGAAGAAGAACGCUCUCCUUGAGGCUACACUUUCAAAAGGUUGGAAGACAAAGCUCACCAACAAGGACCUCGCACUCGCCGCCAAGGAAGAUACCAUCAAGAACUACGGACGCAAGUUUUCUGUCACACACUGCCUCUGGGUUGAUACCAUCAUUUUCCCCUUGCGUGCGCCACCUCCUAGGAUUGAUCUCACAAGCAAAGAGCGGUGGCUCUCUCCGAUGUCAAUACAGGAUGGCAUCAAAGCCGAAAUCUUUCUUUUUAUUCUGCCAGCAGACCACAACAUGAUGGCCCAUAAGAACUUCGGUUCCCAUUUUGUCAAAGGCCUCAAUAGCGUUCGUGCCGAAAUGGUUUCUGAUGUCAAGUCAUGCGCAGCCGCCAUUUUCAAUCUCGACGCAAAGUUCUUCAUACGAGGGUAUGCACGGGAUUUGGAGCCUGCAUGUCGCACCUUGCUCCUUAACCCUCAAGGUGCAUACACGAAAUUUGCACCAGUUCUCUUCCCUCAUCCAGAUCGUGUCUCCCGAGACGACUUUUUCAAAACAUCAAAGCUCGUUUAUAUCUUGAAAGCGUCUCUUUUUGGCCGAUCCUCGCUAGCUGCCAAUGCGCCUCCAACGCCUAAAACCAAAGCUAAGAUAUGGGAGUUACGUGCCGUAACUCCAGGCCUCAUCGCAGCAGCAGCAAUUGUUGCUAUCUUUAUUCUUUCUGGCGACAAAGAGCUAGUCGAGAUAGGUGACAAGUCUCAAAUCUCGUACAAAGAGUACCAUAACUACUACCGUCAAACUCUGAUGACCGGCGGCGCCUGGGCCGACAGCAUUUACACCUUCUUCAACAAUUCCCUCUUUGCUACUUCUUCCUCUGUAGCUGCUCUGGGCUCAGACUUUGUAGGUGUGAGCAGCGGUCCACACAAUACCUGGGAAGAGGAUUUCGAGCGUGUGAUGGAAACGGGGGGUGAUUUGCCAGAAGUUGAUGCUCCCCGAGCCAUAUCACCACUCACUGACGAAGAAGAUACCCCACCGUCAGCUGUCCGUCGUGUCGCCAACUUGAAUGCACCUAAUAUUCUUGCACCUGAAUCUAUAUCUGCGGCUAUGCAAGGUCUUGCUGUAGCAGAUUCACAGGACCGCGAGCUAUUGCCACCUACGCCUGCACUCAACAAUUCGGGCUCGCGGACACCUGGAAUGCUUACCAACGAUUCAGAGUCUGGUCCAGGUGCUCUCGUUCAGAAGCCCAAGCCCAAGCCCAAGCCAAGGCGCAAGACCAAGGGUGGAGCCAGGGCCGAGGAUUUAAUGUUAGGUGCUGCUGACGAGGAUCUGGCAUUGGUGCGAAGGUCUGGCCGCGCAAAGAAAUAA
This is a messenger RNA of Suillus plorans, 1596 nucleotides long. RefSeq lists its product as uncharacterized. The transcript has 5 exons. The record is from RefSeq and is a predicted model, not a curated record. Lineage: Eukaryota; Fungi; Basidiomycota; Agaricomycetes; Boletales; Suillaceae. Bases 1 to 1596 code for a protein of 531 amino acids.